Molecule: messenger RNA, 2343 nt
Organism: Elgaria multicarinata webbii
Lineage: Eukaryota; Metazoa; Chordata; Lepidosauria; Squamata; Anguidae
Exons: 5
Coding region: 1-2343 (780 amino acids)
Source: RefSeq, a predicted model, not a curated record
AUGAAUGCAUCCCAAGCCUCGGAAAGUGGACCUUAUCCCACAAACCAAAGACCCUUUUUUUAUGCACACCCAACAGCGCAGCAACCAUUCCACAAUCCAUGGAUCCUUGGCCCUAUGUACAACCCAUAUGGCAUCCCAGCAGGAGGCUUAAGAAGUGGCAAUCCGUAUUUUCCGUUUUAUUCUGUUCCUCUCCACGAGUACCCUGGAUAUCUUGUUCAACAGCAUCCCAUGCAUAUGAGAGUUAACAGAAGACCUUAUUUUAAUGGUCAUCCACCCUCGCCCAUGUUUUAUCAAGCCACAAGGUUCAGGCACUAUACCCCCGGCAAACGAACAGAGACCAAAGAAACACAGACUGAUCCUAGACAGCCUGAAAGUAAACCAAAAAAACAUCAGGAUUAUGGUAUAGAAACGAAAGGCUGUGAUGCUGGAAAUAUGGGCUGUGUCCCAUCUGGUGUUGGGAAAGGACUCGAAAGUUCCUUGGAAAACCCAGAGAGGGCUGUAACUUCUGCUGUUCCAGAGAGAGACUUUGCCAAGAGCUCUUCAGGUGCUGUACAGUUCCGAAGCCUUCCCCCAUCAGGCUACGCCUUUGAGAAAGAGGAAGUAAGAAUAGAGUAUGCUAAUGGUGGUGCCCCUGCCAUUCAGCUGUGGAAAUCCUUCAAAGAAACCAUCCCUCUAUAUGAUGUGGCAAAGAAGACAGUCCCGGAGAACCUAAUGCAGAGAGAUAUGUUUGCUCUGAGCUCCUGUGAAGGAGUUGUAUAUGGGCCUCGUGAACAAGGAGAGUUGGUGCCAAGUAUUCCUUAUCCGGAAGAGCAAAAGGCUCUUGAGGAUGUCCAGGAGAAGGAGCCUCAAAGUAAAACAAAGUUGGAUUCAGAAAAACAGGGAGUUCCAAGCUACAGAACAAAGCCUCCUCUAGACGAAGCCAGAGCAGUGCAGCUGGCUGAACUAACGAGACCUGACCAGCCAAGGACAAGGCAAAAUGCACUGUUGUCCAAAAGAUCUUCUGGCUUGAAGAGGUCCAGUGGUUCAAAAGCUCCUCAAGAUGUGGGCAACCUUAUUCGGCAAAGGGAAUUAUUUCCAUCUGGCAUGGAGAUAAUAAGCGAUUCUUAUUUCCCUCAGAAGUUGGAUGAAAACCAUGAUGUGACCAGUGAAAAUUGGGCAGCUUCAGAAAAAAGCCUAUGGUGUGAUGAGUCGGAGAAAUACAUUCCUUCUGACAGCUGGUUGGCUUGUUUGGAUAAUAUGGAUCCUAACUUCAACUACAAUAUUUAUUUGUCUCAAAGAAAGCGUCCAAGUGUACUCACUCUUACCUCGGAUGAGAUGUCUUCCAUAGAUGAAGGCUCUUCAACUGACGAUGCACCAAUGUCUUAUUUUGCCCCUGACUACAUGCUUCCGAAGAGUAUGUGUACCUUCAAGAAAAGCACAGAGGGUGUGGGGAGAGAGAAAAUAAAAAGCGGAGGCUCCCUUAAUGAAGAUGAGGAAGUGGUAGGGAGUGAGCAGGCCAAUACCGGCUACAAUCGGAAUUUAAAGAGCUACUCAAGAGUCAAAGUUAAAGAGAUUUCCACUCGAAGUAGAAAGCUGGGCAUUCUCCCUAGGUCAUCCAGUAGCAAGCAGCUCUAUUCUCUCAAGAAAAAAGCUACAAAGAGCUUGUCUCCAUCAGAAGCUGAUGAUUCUGAAGAAUAUUGGGUGAAGGAACCCGAGGAGGAAGAAGAGGAAGAGGAAGAAGAGAAUGAAGAGAAGGACUACUCGAUUCAAGAAGAUUCUCUAUAUGGAACCUUGAAUCCUAGCAAAAGCAGCCCCUUCCGGCAAACUGGCCAGCAAGUGCUUUGGAGAAUACCUAAAAACGCAGUACCAGCACACUUCAUUAGUUGGCCUGCGCAAGAGAAAACGAAAAUGACUGGACUACCUACUAAAGUGAAGCGAGAGCAGGAGCAAGAAGAGAAUCUCUUUGAUGACUACAACUUCUGCCUGAAGAGGCCUGCAGCACAACAGCUAGAAAUACUUGAGCACCGAAAAAAAUCACCAAAGUAUUCAGGAAGGUUACAAGAGGAAGGUAGAAGAUUCUCAGCUGAUGAAUACUGGAUAAAAAGUGGUGCCAAGCCCAAGUUUGCUAGCCUGGGACAUGGGGGCCUCUCGCCCACAACAAAAAGCAGAGAGACAGAAAUGCUCUUUGGUUCAGACUUGUUGUGUGUAGACUCGCCAAAGAACAAGGGGGCGCGUAAACCUCCACACAAACGUAGAGACACAAGACGUGAUGCAGAAGUUGAAGAAUGGGAGAAGCCUAGAACUACCCGUCGCAAGGGGCGUGAAACAAAGAGAUCACUCUAUAAAAGAAGAUCAGAACUGUGA